Molecule: messenger RNA, 4224 nt
Organism: Scleropages formosus (Asian bonytongue)
Lineage: Eukaryota; Metazoa; Chordata; Actinopteri; Osteoglossiformes; Osteoglossidae
Product: myotubularin-related protein 10-like
Exons: 17
Coding region: 348-2651 (767 amino acids)
Biological process (GO): phosphatidylinositol dephosphorylation
Cellular component (GO): cytoplasm; membrane
Source: RefSeq, a predicted model, not a curated record
UGUGAAUUUCUGCGUGCCUUUUUUUUAACGACUUUUUUUUCUUUUUUUUUUUGUCUUUGCGGGCUCGCCGUAAUUGUCCCUCCUCCAAGCGCGAGUACGGGUGGAAGGAGCGAAAGUGCGCACGAGGACACUUCUCCGAGCAUCUGCUCCGCGCGCCGCCGAAGGGGCUGAGGUGAAGCGCGUGAGCCCACGCCGGGGCUGAUAUGUGUGUCCGUCGGGCUCGCGCGCUGCAGUCGCGUGCCUGCUGAACUUCAGAAAGAGAAGUGAAGAGAGGAGAACUCCCCACAGAUGUCCUCCAGUGCCCGCUGUCCUUUCCCUGGCAAGUGACUGCUUCUUCUGCCGCGAUCAUGUUUUCUGUGAAACCUGUGAAACCCACGUUCCGCUCGUACCUGCCGCCGGUGCAGACGGAGGUGAAGAAGCUGGUGCCGCAGGUGAACGUAAAGAAGCUGGAGGCCAGGUUACUGCCAGGGGAGAUCGUGGUGAGUGAAGUGAACUUUGUGCGCAAGUGCAUGGGCACGGUUACCACCCGAGACGACCUGUGGGGCAAGUUGAUCUGCACCAACUUCAAGGUCUCUUUUGUGACCCAUGACCCGAGUAGGCAGAAAUUCCAGUAUUGCAACCGUCUUCUGGGAGACCAUGAUGUGCCCUUGGCAUGCGUGGAGCAGUUGGUCACAGUGAAUGACACUACAGGGAAGCAGAAGGUACUAUUGUCGAACCGAAAGCUCAAGUUCAGUCCCACAGAACUCAUCAUCUAUUGUAAGGACUUCCGCAUCCUUCGGUUCCGCUUUGAUGAGUCCGGGCCUGAGAGUGCCAAGAAGGUGUGCCUGGCCAUUGCCCAUUACUGCCAGCCUGCGGACCCCCUGCUGCUUUUUGGCUUUGAGUAUGUGGGGAAGCGGUACGACGGGUCCUCAGGUGACCAGAUCAGUACUGCAGACCUAAGUGCUCGGCUACGAACCCCGCUAUUUGAUUGCUCAUCCGACUGGGACCGGGAGAUUAAGCGCACUGGAGCAAGCGAGUGGAGGGUGUGCUCUCUCAAUGAAGGCUAUGCUGUGUCACCCAGUCUUCCGGAGCACUUUGUGGUGCCCGUGUCCCUUGCAGAUCAGGAUCUCAGACAGUUCUCAUGCUCCUUUGCAGGACAGCGCAUCCCGCUGUGGUGCUGGAAUCACCCGAAUGGCAGCGCCUUGGUCCGAAUGGCCAGCAUCAGGGAUGUGGCUCAUCAGCGGAAGCUAGAACAAAGGGUGUGCAGCGCAGUCACCAGAAGCCACCCAAAGCGCAGCGAUGUCCUCCAGUCUAACUUAGACAGGAGCCUCCCAAGAAUUCAGGAUGUCCAGACUUCCCUCGUCAAACUGAGGCAGAUCUGUGUCUUUGAGCCUUACCAGGAGUCCGAGGACAAGUGGUUCUCCUCCAUGGAGAGCUCAGGAUGGCUGGAAAAUGUCAGGGCCUUCCUGCAGCACUCCAUAGAGGUGGUGCACAUGUUGGAGGGGAGGGGUAUGUCUGUCAUCCUGCAAGAGGAGGAAGACCGAGACUUGAGCUGCGUGGUCUCUUCUCUGGUCCAGCUGAUGUUGGACCCCCACUUUCGCAGCAUUGAGGGCUUCCAGAGCCUGGUGCAGAAGGAGUGGGUGAUGGCUGGGCACCGCUUCCUUGACCGUUGUAACCACCUGAAGAAGAGCAGCAAAGAGGAGUCGCCACUCUUCCUGCUCUUCGUGGACUGUGUGUGGCAGCUGAUGAACCAGUUCCCAUCUGCCUUUGAAUUCACAGAGAUCUACUUGGCUGUGCUGUGUGACAGCAUGUGGAUUCCAGUCUUCAGCACUUUCCUCUUCAACUGCCCCCGUCAGAGGGCAGAGCACAGCCGGGAUUUUGCCCAGAGUCGGUAUCUCUUUCUGGGAGAGGAGAAAACCCUGCGGUUCCCCCCAGUCUGGGACUGGUCCCAGCAGUUCAGCCACAGGGAUCAGGCACUGUUCAACAGCCCAUUUUAUGUGGGCAAGAGGGCAGCUCCUUGUGUGCAGAAUGGAGCGGUGAAGACGUUCAAGCGCACGAAGAAGAGCUACAGUUCCACAUUAAGGGGGAUGCCAUCAAUGCAGAAUGGCAUGCUGGGAAGGCAUGGCUCCCUCCCACGGCGUAACUCCCUGAUUCUGCGGUUCCGGCCAGAGUCCCCAGCACGACGUGAGGCACCAGAGAGUACACUGGACCACUUCACCAGAGACUGGCUCUCCCGACCCGCAGACCCACAUGGGCUGCUGCUGCCCCAGCUGCUACCCUCACACCUGAAGCUGUGGCGACUGUACUUUCUGCGCUGGGUCCCCGAAGCACGGAUCCCACAUGGUGGCAUGGUCAUGGCCCUUCACAAGCUGUCCUUGCUGGCUGAUGAGAUCGAGACAUUGCAGAUGAAGUUGCGGCAGUACAGCGGUGGUCCCACUCCUGGAUGCUCCUCAGACAGGGUGACCCUGUCCCCAGAGCAAAGGAGAAUGUAUUUCAGGGGCAGUCCUCUUCCCAUCACCCCCCAGCAACCGGAGUACCUCAGCUCAGCAUUCCCUUUUUCCCCGGUGGGCAACCUUAGCCGGCCCGAGGUCCUGGGGACCCCGCUCAGGAAGUUCCUCAGUGGGGCCAGGCUCUGGCUCUCCAGUGAGACCCUAGUAAACCAGACUCCCUGAAAACACCCAGUGUAGGAGGUCGAUGUGGAGGCAGGGCCCCUGUGAAGGACUAUAGACAAGGAAAGGAGGCUGUGAAAAGGGAGAGCCUUAUAUUAUUGGUUAUUUAUUUUAUUUUUUUCCUUUGCACAAUGGCUGAAUUCCCAUAUUUUAAUCCAAGAAUUUCUCUGAUGGUUAAUUUUAGAGGGAAGUGUUGAUUUCCAUUUACUUUCAUUGUCACAAUGGUGGGAACUUUGGUGUUUAUUCUGAGCAGCCGAGCCACUGGGGAAAGUUGCGUCCUAUGGAACCCAAAUCUUUGUCUCCUUUUGUAAUGUGACAAAAGCAGAAUUAUUACAUACUGGUUAUUAACUUCUUGCAAUUUUUAGCUCUCUGAACCUUAAAUGGGUGGUGCAAUAUACCAGACACACAAAAUGUUUUGCAAUACCAUUUACCAAGGCAAAAUUGGCUGAAAGACUGCUUCCUCAUUGCUUUGUGGAACCUGGGUGUGUCCAACACUAGCACUUUUAGAUUUUGAUAUGUUGAACUGUAGGUGUGGACUGAGCUUUCUGCAUUUAUGGAGACAGGCUGGAUACCUGCAUCAUUCACACAGAUGAGUCACCAGUAACUAAAGCCAGGUGCUGUUUAAAAUUGAUACUAACAUUUAAUGGGUUGGCAGUACUUUGCUGUUCUGGGGUAGCAGUAGGGUUUUGUGUGGAGUAUCUCCUUGGGCUGUCUGCACUUAAGGUUCACAUUUGAAGCUAAUGUGGCCAUUUGGUUUAGUACAUGUCGUUUGUCUGGAAGGUCUGUAAGUUGGAGAGGUCAGGCCUUUCCUUCGGGUCAGUCCGUGCUCUUGUUGCCUGCCUACUUCUGGUUGGGCUUUUUGGCAAGUUUGUCAAAUUUGCCAAAUUUCUCACCAACAGUGGCUGGUUCACGUAAUAACUUUGCAACAUUAUAAAUGAUCAUUCUUACUCAAAAUGGUACAGCCUUUAAUUCUUGAGGUUAGCUAAUAGAUCCUGCUGUUUUCUAAAUUUAUUUAAUACAAAUAAGAUUGAUUUUUAGUAAUUUUUGAAUUUUGUGAAGUUUUCUGUGACUAACCAAGCUUUGAAAUUGUAGUGGUUUUUAGUAUGUUUUGCCUCAUCCUGGAAUAUGGCACUUCAGUUAAGCAAUGUGGUAAAGCUGCAACACUUUGGAUGUCUAUUAUGCAUUUACAGAGGAAUUUGGGCUGUUAAUGCAGUGUGAUUUCCGGUGGUCUCUUCUGUCUUCCCAAAUUCCAUUGUAGCAUCUUCAGAAACUCUCUCCAAUGUGUCCUGCAAGCAAGGGAGAUUCCACAAGUGCCAUUUAGGAGGUGAUCAUCAGUCAGCUAACCUUCACCACAGGACUACUGUGGGUGACUGAAGCGGUGCUAAGCAGGUCUCUAGUGUGGAAAAGUCUGUCCUUUGCUCACAAGUCCCACAAUUCCCCAGUGGCACCUGCAGGCUUCAUAAAAAGACAAGCUGACAAUGGUAGUUUGUAAGAUUUGUUAGUCUUACCUGUGAUUCCAAGUAUUGUAUAGUAUUUAAUGUAAACAAUAAAAUUGCUUUCAACAUUUCCAUUGGAA